Python bivittatus (Burmese python) is the source of this 1299-nucleotide messenger RNA. NCBI's taxonomy places the organism in Eukaryota, Metazoa, Chordata, Lepidosauria, Squamata, Pythonidae. The record is from RefSeq and is a predicted model, not a curated record.
AACAGUACUAGCCAAAAAAGUGAUGAUGAUUAUGAAGAUUAUACAACCAACAAAACCUGGGUGUUGACUCCCAAAGUCCAUGAGAGUGAUGUUACCCUCAUUUUAAAUGGCCUGCUGGAGGGGUAUGACAACAAAUUGAGGCCAGAUAUAGGAGUGCAACCAACAGUAAUUCACACUGAUAUGUAUGUCAAUAGCAUUGGUCCAGUGAAUGCUAUCAAUAUGGAAUAUACAAUUGAUAUAUUCUUUGCCCAAACCUGGUAUGACAGACGGCUAAGAUUCAACAGCACCAUAAAAGUUCUGAGGUUGAAUAGCAACAUGGUUGGGAAGAUCUGGAUUCCUGAUACAUUCUUUCGAAACUCAAAAAAAGCAGAUGCUCACUGGAUAACAACACCAAAUCGAAUGCUCAGGAUCUGGAAUGAUGGCAGGGUACUCUAUACUCUCAGACUGACAAUAGAUGCAGAGUGUCAAUUACAGUUACACAAUUUCCCCAUGGACGAGCAUUCUUGUCCCCUGGCAUUUUCAAGCUAUGGCUACCCAAAGGAAGAAAUAAUCUACAUGUGGAAACGCAGUUCAGUGGAAGUGGGAGAUACUAGAUCCUGGAGGCUCUAUCAGUUCUCAUUUGUUGGACUUAGAAAUACAACUGAAGUGGUUCCAACAACAUCAGGAGAUUAUGUGGUCAUGGCAGUCUAUUUUGAUCUAAGCCGAAGGAUGGGCUAUUUCACCAUUCAAACUUACAUCCCCUGCACGCUCAUUGUAGUGCUCUCCUGGGUUUCUUUCUGGAUUAAUAAGGAUGCCGUACCAGCCAGAACAUCUUUGGGUAUUACAACAGUCCUGACAAUGACCACACUCAGUACAAUUGCUCGCAAAUCUCUACCCAAAGUCUCUUAUGUGACAGCAAUGGAUCUCUUUGUAUCAGUUUGCUUCAUUUUUGUUUUUUCUGCACUGGUGGAGUAUGGGACUCUUCAUUAUUUUGUUAGUAACAGAAAGCCAAGCAAGGAUAAAGAGAAAAAGAAGAAAAAUCCUGCGCCUACAAUUGAUAUCCGUCCAAGGUCAGCAACGAUUCAAAUGAACAAUGCAACACACCUCCAAGAACGGGAUGAAGAGUAUGGCUAUGAGUGUCUUGAUGGCAAGGACUGUGCAAGUUUUUUCUGCUGCUUUGAGGAUUGCCGAACAGGAGCUUGGCGACAUGGAAGGAUACAUAUUCGCAUUGCCAAAAUGGACUCCUAUGCCCGCAUAUUUUUCCCCACAGCCUUCUGUUUGUUUAAUCUGGUCUACUGGGUAUCUUACCUUUACCUUUAA